This is a messenger RNA of Macrosteles quadrilineatus (aster leafhopper), 1650 nucleotides long. RefSeq names its product tRNA (cytosine(72)-C(5))-methyltransferase NSUN6-like. Gene Ontology annotation, biological process: RNA methylation. The transcript has 8 exons. Gene Ontology annotation, molecular function: RNA binding; methyltransferase activity. The record is from RefSeq and is a predicted model, not a curated record. Lineage: Eukaryota; Metazoa; Arthropoda; Insecta; Hemiptera; Cicadellidae. The coding region runs from base 287 to 1624 and encodes 445 amino acids.
UUGAAGUUUUAGUUUUGAUGUUUAAACUACACAAGUUAAAUAAUUAUCCGUAAUUUUAGCUUUAAUAACAAAUUAAUACCGUAAUUGUACUUGAAAAUGAAUAAUGUCUUCUAGAAUUAACUGGAUGAUUAAAUUUUAUCAGUUCCUAAAAAUAUCUUGCAGAUUGUGAUGUUUGUUGAAAGCUUCUACCUUAGGCAUAAUGCAUAAUCUUUAAAGUUAUUCUAAUCCACAUGAAUCUAACUCAAAACUUAAAGCUUAAUCUCAUACUUUUAGCCUUCUACAAACAAUGGACCUUAACAAACCUAUCAUUUUUAAACACUCAGACAUACUUAAAGCUAUUUCUGAAAUUGGGUUAUGUGCUGCAACCGAUGGAAUAUGGGAAAAUCAGGAAUUCCUUGAAGAUUGGUUUGUGUCUCCCCCAAGAUUCACAACAAUUCGAAUCAAUACACUGUUAUCAUCAGCAGAAGAAGUUGAAAACCUUGUUAUAGAAUCAUUAAAUAACGAGGCAUUGCGAAGAGGUGAGUUGGCUCCUCGAGUGAGUAGGUUUCCCGAUGUACCAGAGUUGCUGGUAUUGGAUCCCUGGGUCCGAUUGGCCCUGCCGCAGCCUCCGCAGAGAGAGGUGGUAGUGGACGCAGCCUGCGGAGCAGCCGUGCUGCGAGGGGCUAACGUGUUUGCCCCAGGACUACUUGCAGUGCCAUCUGGUACACAGGUGGGAGAUGAUGUUAGCGUGUUUGCUGACACGGCUGGGCUCUGUUUGAGAGGGUUGUCUGUACCCUUCAGUGGCCCGGGCAAGUUCCACGUUGGCGCUGGUGUCAUGAGGAUGUCUAGAAAACAGCUGUUGCAGAAUGACAACCACCCUAAAGGCAUAGCUGUAGAGAUGACUUUGCCUGCAAGUCAUGUAUCAUCAGUGACUUUACCUCCACACCUUGGUCUUCUGCAGAACCUUCCGUCAGUGUUGUGUAGUCGAGUGGUCGACCCACGCCCAGGAGACAAGGUCAUUGACCUGUGCGCAGCUCCGGGCCACAAGACGACUCAUCUAGCUGCUCUUAUGAACAAUCAGGGGAUACUGAUAGCACUGGACAAGAUUGGCCGCAAGAUAGAAACAAUGAAGAAACUUUGUACAGCAAUGGGUGCAGAAGUUGUCCGAUCAUUCAUGUUUGAUGCUACCAAGGCUGUUUCACACGAGGCUUCUGACGAUUGGUCACCCCCCUUCCUCCCCGACACGUUUGACCGAGUUCUGCUAGACGCUCCAUGCAGCGCUUUAGGACAACGACCUCUGUUUGGAAACUCAAUCACUGCGAAACAGUUGACUUCUCAUCCCAGACUACAAAAGAAAUUGUUUGACACUGCCGUGCAGCUUGUGAAGCCAGGUGGGACCAUUGUCUACAGCACGUGUUCCAUUACUGUUGAGGAGAAUGAAGAUGUAGUGAGCUGGGCACUUGACCGAUACCCGCAGUUGGCGCUGGUACCUGCCCUACCAUUGGUUGGUAGACCCGGAAGCUCAAAGAGUUCACUGACGGAGAUGCAACGCUGCCAGAUUCAGAGGUUUGGUCCUCCCAUUGGAUCAACUCCACAGCUUGAUACCAUCGGCUUCUUCAUUGCCAAAUUUACCAAACUCAGUUAAAAAUAAAUGUUUUUAUUUGAUGUUUC